Molecule: messenger RNA, 1097 nt
Organism: Anthonomus grandis grandis
Lineage: Eukaryota; Metazoa; Arthropoda; Insecta; Coleoptera; Curculionidae
Product: chondroadherin-like
Exons: 1
Coding region: 46-1044 (332 amino acids)
Cellular component (GO): plasma membrane
Molecular function (GO): protein binding
Source: RefSeq, a predicted model, not a curated record
CGUCAAAUUCGAAAUUUAUCUCGUGAAGCCUGAAAUCACAAAGCCAUGCGAUUAAUAAUCGUGCCAGUUUUAAGUAUUUUAAUUUCCGUUUUAAGUGCGAUUUCUAAUCAAAAUAGUCCACUUUUCUCAACAGGUUGGUACAAGCAAUCCAGAAAAGGUAACAAAACUAACGUGAAAAAUGUGUCAAGUAUUGGUCCAAGUGAUUUUCCUGAUAGUGAAUAUUUACGUAUCGGAGGUAGAAUUCCGGUUUUGUAUGUGAAUGCUGUUCAUGAUUUAGUUAAGCUGAAAUAUCUUAGUAUUAGUUCCAGUGGCAUUGUUGAUGUUUUACCAGGAGCUUUCAAUAAUUUACCCAACAUUUCUAAGUUAAAUUUAAAAGAGAAUGGGAUUAAGCAUAUUAAGACGGGUGUGUUUAAUUCGUUAAGUUUAACCUACUUAUAUCUAAACAAAAAUGAUAUAAGUGUUAUUGAAAGUGGGGCUUUUGAUGAUAUGACGCUGUUGCAAAAAAUCAAGUUAAACUCGAAUAAAAUCUCCGCAUGGGAUAGUCAAUGGUUCAAAAACACCCCCUCAUUAACCCUAAUAUUUGCAAGAAGGAACAAGAUAACAGAACUACCAGCAAAUGCUUUUAAAAAUCUAAUUGAAUCAGGACAAAAAACGGAUUUAAAACUCUUCCUAAGCAAAAAUAAUAUUAUCAAAAUUGAUCCAAAGGCAUUUUCUGGAAUAAAACAAUUAGGUCAGCUUUACCUUGACCGCAAUAAAUUAACCGAGUUAGAUAAGAAUGUUUUCAAUGAAUUAGCAAUCAUUGAAAUAAUAAGUCUAGCGAAAAAUCAACUGACAUAUUUACCAGACGAACUAUUGUCCAGUUUAUCAGUUGGAACUCUAAAUCUUUCAUUUAAUUAUAAACUACGCUGCAUAUCUGCUGAAAUAGUGAAAAAAGUGCGGACUGUUAACAUGGAAAAGAUAAAAAUAAAUUGCACAUGCUCCAAGAGUUUAGAAAAAUACGCUAAGAAAAUUAUUCGAUCGAACGCGUGUACAAACGAAGCCUAGAAAAACCGUCAUAUGAUUAAAAUGUAAUACGUAAAAUGAAUAAAUUUUUUUUU